CGGAAACUCUCAGGGAGGAAUUAUUCGCCAAGAACUGUAUUAUCUUCUCAAAGAUGAGAAAGACGUCCACUUUGCAUUUGGAACAGUACGAGGAAAAGGGAUACGUGAGGCAAGUUAUGGGAUGGCCUUAUCGAAAUUCUGCCUAAACAUUGCUGGGGAUACCCCAUCCUCCAAUCGUCUCUUUGAUGCCAUAGCAAGCCACUGUGUUCCUGUGAUUAUUAGUGACAAAAUUGAGCUACCAUUCGAAGAUAUCCUGGAUUACUCAGACUUCUGCCUCUUUGUCCGUGCCAAGGAUGCUGUGAGGAAAGGCUAUCUGCUGAGUCUGCUAAGAUCAAUCACGGAGAAGAGGUGGACUGAGAUGUGGGAAAGAUUGAAGGAGAUUACAUUGCACUUUGAGUAUCAAUAUCCAUCCCAAACUGGGGAUGCUGUGAAUAUGAUUUGGCAGGAAGUUGCGCAUAAGGUUUCUUCUGCACGAUUUGAUUUGCACAGGAAGAACAGAUACAAGAGAUCUCAGCUUCUUGUCAAGACUGACUGAAAUACUGAGGUGUUCAAAGGUCGGCGCAUUUAUUAUUUUGGUUCGUCAUAUUUUCAAGCCACAUUUCUCCAUUUUAACUGUUCUUCAGUUGAAGCUCUCAUUUUUUCAGUUGUAGCUCUAGUUUUGAUAAAGUAGAUAAAAAAAUUGAAUCAUUUUUUUAAAUCACAUGGGUAUUGAAAAAUGGAAACUUGUGAACCAGGAUCAUCAGCCAUUGUCUUGUGGGCCUGUCAUGAUCAAUUUGGAUCAUCUUGUAUACAAAAAGUCUUAUUUUUAGC
Messenger RNA from Neltuma alba, 810 nucleotides. RefSeq names its product probable arabinosyltransferase ARAD1. The annotation marks the transcript as partial. The transcript has a single exon. Gene Ontology annotation, molecular function: glycosyltransferase activity. Lineage: Eukaryota; Viridiplantae; Streptophyta; Magnoliopsida; Fabales; Fabaceae. The record is from RefSeq and is a predicted model, not a curated record.